This is a messenger RNA of Arachis ipaensis, 1003 nucleotides long. The record is from RefSeq and is a predicted model, not a curated record. Lineage: Eukaryota; Viridiplantae; Streptophyta; Magnoliopsida; Fabales; Fabaceae.
AUGCCUAUUAUGAGGCCCUCAUCAGUCCAAUCCCAUGUGAGACCCAUAGCUCCAAGUUCAACAGCCCAACUUCAUAUGAGGCUUACAGCUCCAGCUCCAAGAGCACCUCCAAAGCCCAACCCACCAUUUAGGCCCCCACAUAUUAGGCUCAUUGUUCCUACUUCAGCUGCUGCUCCUAGUUCAGGAGUUCCAAACACCACAAGGACUCUAAUGGUGUCAAAUGAAACCAGGAAUGGAGCAAGUAAAACAACCACUUCUAGAUUCUCUAAGUUCAUGACAAAUCAGGGAAAUUCGGUUGCUAGUUAUGCUGGAAACAGGGGCUAUCCUCCGAAUAAGGUUGUCUGUACUGAAGGACCAGACAGAGUCAGAGAAUUAAUUGCCAUAAGCACUUCAUUUGAUCAUGGAGAAGAUGGGAACUUGCCUCUAGUGAGGGAAGGGGGUCAUUCACAUCGUCGAAUUGUUCAUGCUGCUGAUAUGAUUGGAAAAGAAAUUGAAAGGGCUCUGCUGAAGUCAGUUGUUAAUAAUCCUAAUAUUUUUGUGUUUGAACACCAUUUCGCUAUAGAUCUUCUCACUUGUCAGGAUGGAUUUGAUAUCACUUGUGUUGGUAUUGACACUCUGAAUACUGAAACAUUAGAGGUGGUAAGAUUCCUUUCAAAGGUGACUUUGCUUGCAUCUGGUGGAGCUGGACAUAUUUAUCCCAAAACUACAAAUCCUCUGGUGGCUACGGGAGAUGGAAUUGCCAUGGCACACCGAGCUCAAGCUGUGAUUUCAAACAUGGAGUAAGUAGAUGAAGGCAAAAGGAUACAUAACUUAUGCAUCACAGAAUCUCUUGAAGGCAAAAGGAACUACAUAUUAAGUUAUAGUGUUGGGUUUUAAUUUGCAGCAGGAGUAUUUGUGUGUAAUUUAUUUGUAUUUGUAAACAUGUUGUAAAAGCAUGUAUAUGAAUGAAUUAGAUUGACUGAUCUGUUGACAUUAAAUUCUUGAAAUUAGAUUGGCUGUUUUG